Drosophila yakuba is the source of this 1199-nucleotide messenger RNA. It is a transcript of the gene Mat1, whose product is annotated as CDK-activating kinase assembly factor MAT1. NCBI's taxonomy places the organism in Eukaryota, Metazoa, Arthropoda, Insecta, Diptera, Drosophilidae. Gene Ontology annotation, biological process: regulation of transcription by RNA polymerase II; positive regulation of cyclin-dependent protein serine/threonine kinase activity; nucleotide-excision repair. The record is from RefSeq and is a predicted model, not a curated record. Bases 97 to 1059 code for a protein of 320 amino acids. Gene Ontology annotation, molecular function: cyclin-dependent protein serine/threonine kinase activator activity. The transcript has a single exon. Gene Ontology annotation, cellular component: transcription factor TFIIH holo complex.
AUGCAUACAAUAAUAAUUUAUCGAAAACAUUGGCCGGCAAAGAGUUUUUAUUUACAGAUUUCAGCCGCACUAUUGGAUAGGUAAACCGCCGACGCGAUGGACGACCAGGCGUGUCCGCGGUGCAAGACCACCAAAUACCGGAAUCCAUCGCUCAAGCUGAUGGUCAACGUUUGCGGCCACACUCUAUGCGAAUCCUGCGUGGACUUGCUAUUCCUCAAAGGAUCCGGCGCCUGUCCGGAGUGCAUGGUGCCCCUGCGGCGUAACAACUUCCGCGUGCAGCUUUUUGAGGACCCAAUGGUGGAGAAGGAGGUGGACAUUCGUAGGCGAAUUCUGCGCGACUACAAUAAACGCGAGGAGGACUUUGCCUCCCUAGCGGAGUACAAUGACUAUCUGGAGGAGAUCGAGGACAUUGUGUACAACCUGUGCAACAACAUCGAGAUAAUCGAAACAAAUAAGCGAAUUGAGGCCUAUAAGCGCGAUAACCGUGAGGUCAUCCAGCGGAAUAAAACCCGCGUGGGACGCGAUGAGUACGCGUUAGAAGAGAUGCUGGAGCUGGAGAAAGUUCAGGAGGAGGCGCGUAGGAAGGAGCUGGACGAACUGGAGAAUGAGCAUAAGAAAAAAAAGGCCCGCGACAAGCAGGCGCUGAUCGAGGAGCUUAUGUACAGCGGCAAGGAUGCCGCCCAAAUUGUCACCGAGUUUGCCGAAAAAGCGGAAAAGCAGCGCGAGGAGGAGAAGCAGCUUCCACCGCCGAAGCCUGCCAACGAGUUCUCCACGGGCAUUAAGUUCGGACAGACGGCUGAUCCCAGCCUGCUGCCCGUUCCCAAAUCGGAGGAGGGACCCCUUUUCGUAUACGAGCCACUAGUUGCUUUGAGUGAGGGACCUGCCAUGCCGCCAACAAUUGAGAUCGUGUCCAGCGGCUAUAUAGCCCACAUACGAGCGGAAACACCGCAGGAGAACGCCGGCGGAUUCACAUCCACUCUGGCUUGUGAACGGGCACUACAGGAGGCGCUGCAGGGACUCUACUAUACGGCGACAGCGGGUGUGGUUUCUGGCACCUAGCUCUCCGAAAAUAACUUAAUGGUCGCACAACCAGAGCACUGAACGCUUAAUUUUGUUGAACAAAUGUGUCCUAUAUGAAUCCCUUCAGUUAACUCGUAACUUAAUAGAUGUUAAACAAAUAAAAGCUAUAUCCUACGUUA